Hibiscus syriacus is the source of this 2698-nucleotide messenger RNA. RefSeq names its product nuclear poly(A) polymerase 4-like. Gene Ontology annotation, cellular component: nucleus. Lineage: Eukaryota; Viridiplantae; Streptophyta; Magnoliopsida; Malvales; Malvaceae. Bases 335 to 2500 code for a protein of 721 amino acids. The record is from RefSeq and is a predicted model, not a curated record. Gene Ontology annotation, molecular function: poly(A) RNA polymerase activity; RNA binding. The transcript has 11 exons.
GUUGUAUCUUUUAGGUUUAAAAAUCUCCCCGAAAAACCAUCCCUUCCACAGUUGACGACCUUCUCUCAAUCUCCACUUUUUUUCUUCCUUUUUUUCGUUUUUGUUUUUCUUGGUUCCAAAGAAACUUUCUUUUUCUGUUUCUGCCUUCAAUUCCUUUUUCAGUUUCUCUCUUUUUUGUGCGUGUGUUCUUCGAUUUGCUUAUAUAGAAGAAAUUCUUUAUUUGGGUUUUCCAUUGUUCGUCCAACGCUACAGUUUUCUUAAUUGAGCGGUUCGUCUUUCCAUUGAAUUUCUAGGGUUUUAUGUUUUGACGCUAAAAGUUUAUAUAUUGGUAGAGAUGGUGAGUUCAGAGGGAUUAUGUGGUUCGUCGCCGCCGGCAGCAGCGCCAAUGACGCAGUAUGGCGUCACAAAGCCGAUUUCCAUGGCGGGUCCCACCGAAGCCGACAUACUAAGAAGUCGUGAUUUGGAAAAGUUCUUGGUGGAAGCUGGGCUCUACGAGAUCAACGAGGAAUCUUCAAGUAGAGAAGAAGUUCUUGGCCGAAUUCAAGAGAUUGUAACUAAUUGGGUGAAGCAACUUACUCAUUUGAGAGGGUACACAGAUCAGAUGGUUGAAGAUGCAAAUGCUGUCAUUUUUACUUUUGGUUCUUAUCGCCUUGGGGUUCAUGGACCUGGCUCUGACAUAGACACUUUAUGCGUGGGACCAUCCUAUGUGAACCGAGAGGAAGAUUUCUUCUUUGUACUGCACAAUAUCCUGGCAGAAAGGGAAGAAGUUACAGAGUUACAACCAGUUCCAGAUGCUCAUGUCCCUGUAAUGAAAUUUAAGUUUAAUGGAAUUCCAAUUGAUCUUCUUUAUGCAAGCAUCUCUCAUUUGGUUGUGCCUCAUGACCUGGACAUCUCUGACAUGUCGGUAUUGUACAAUGUUGAUGAGCCUACUGUUAGAAGUCUUAAUGGCUGCAGGGUUGCAGAUCAAAUCCUGAAACUGGUGCCAAAUGUUGAGCAUUUUCGCACUACGCUUCGAUGUCUGAAGUUUUGGGCUAAAAGGCGCGGUGUUUAUUCCAAUGUGACUGGAUUUCUCGGGGGUGUUAACUGGGCUCUUCUUGUAGCUCGAAUUUGCCAACUUUAUCCUAAUGCUGUUCCAAGUAUGCUUGUUUCACGUUUUUUUAGGGUCUAUACCCAGUGGCGAUGGCCAAACCCAGUUAUGCUUUGUGCAAUUGAAGAUGGACUUGGAUUUUCUGUAUGGGAUCCUCGUAAAAAUCAUCGUGAUAGGACUCAUCAUAUGCCAAUUAUUACACCUUCCUAUCCAUGCAUGAACUCUAGCUAUAAUGUGUCCACAAGCACUCUUCGAGUCAUGAUGGAGCAGUUCCAAUAUGGUAACAGCAUUUGUGAGAAAAUUGAGCUGAAUAGAGCAAAGUGGAGUGCUCUGUUUGAGCCUUAUUUGUUCUUCCAAAGCUACACAAACUAUUUGCAGGUUGACAUUCUUGCAGCUGAUGCUGAUGACUUGCGUUCUUGGAAAGGCUGGGUAGAAUCCCGGCUGAGGCAGCUGACGUUGCUGAUUGAGCGUGACACUUAUGGAAAGCUGCAGUGCCAUCCUUAUCCUCAGGAGUAUGUAGAUGCCUCUAAGCCAAGUGCCCAUUGUGCAUUUUUUAUGGGUUUACAAAGGAAACAGGGGGAAAUAAUUCACGAAGGUCAUCAGUUUGAUAUACGCGGGUCAGUUGAUGAGUUCCGGCAUUCAAUAAACAUGUACAUGUUUUGGAAACCUGGGAUGGAAAUCUAUGUAUCCCAUGUCCGUAGAAAGCAGCUUCCAGCUUAUGUACACCCAGAUGACUAUAAAUGUUCUCGGAAUCUGCGGCUUACUUCUCACCAGCAGUUUUAUAAACUGUCUCGCAAUAAUGGUGUUGCAUAUCAAACUGAAUCUGCGGAGAAAUGCCUUAAAAGGAAAAAGGAUCUUGAUGGAGAAAAUAGUGAGCAACAUAGGCUGGUGAAACAGAGAAGUCCUGAUAGAGAUCAAUCAGGUUCACCUGAGAUUAUAAGUCAUAAGCUUAGUAGCAAUUCUACAGGUUGUUCUACUUCAGGUCUGGAUGAAACGAAUGGAUUUGCUGGAGCAAAUGCAUCAUCGAAUUCCAGUGGUAUCAGCUCUUGUUCACAUGAGGAUAUUGGGAAUGAAUCUACUGCAGGUAGCAGUGAAGGGAGCAAUGGAGGCUAUGAUAACCUGUUGUCUUCUCGGAGUGAUUCGUAUGAUGAUCUGAAAUCCUCUGUGGAGGAUGAACAUGCUGAUAAAAAUAGAGUACUUCAAGAUGGAUUGCCGAAGGAGUUAAGAGCCAAAUACGGAGGUUGGUGUUGUUCUAAAGUCCACGAAUGGAGUUGUCGAUGCAGAGUCUGCGAAGAAUCCCUUGAUAAGGUAUUCCUUCGAUCUAUUUUAAAUGACUUCUCUUCUGUGUUCCAUAUGCAAUGUUUUUCCUUAUAUUGCUUUCUUUGGUGUUCCUUUUGUUGUAUAACAGGUUGAGUUUGGCAUCAACGGCUUGACAUGAGAUGAGAAUUUAGACACAGAAGAACAGAAGACAUCAAAGCCAGCAGUUAAGUAUAAAUUUAGUUCGUCUUUUUUCUUGUUUUCAGGCAAAACCGAAAGAUCUUUUGGGGUGCGGGUUCCUUUUUUAACUCGGCUUUCUUCUCUACACAGUUUUUCACUUUCAGACAAAAAAGG